Gallus gallus (chicken) is the source of this 643-nucleotide messenger RNA. It is a transcript of the gene UBE2L6, whose product is annotated as ubiquitin-conjugating enzyme E2L 6. The transcript is spliced from 4 exons. Lineage: Eukaryota; Metazoa; Chordata; Aves; Galliformes; Phasianidae. The record is from RefSeq and is a predicted model, not a curated record. The coding region runs from base 83 to 628 and encodes 181 amino acids.
GCCUCUCCCAGAGAGGGCGGCCCCGGGACGUCCCACCCAGCAGCGGCGGCACCGGGCAUCACUGCACCGGACAUCCCUGGCCAUGAGCAGGCGGCUCGCUAUGGAGCUGGAGGAGGUGCGGCGCUGGGGCGGGGUCCGCGACCUGCAGUUGGUGGACCGUGACGUACUGCGCUGGAGGGGACUGCUGCUGCCUGUGGGCACGAGGGGGCUGGGGCACGGGGAACAAUCCCCCCUACAACGCGGGUGCCUUUCGCUUCGAGCUGGUCUUCUCCCCACAUUACCCCCUUGUGCCGCCCCGUGUCACUCUCCUUACCGGUAUCCACCACCCCGGUGUGGGCCCCGACGGCACCGUGUGCCAGCCCAUCGCUUCCCCCGAGAGCUGGGAGCCCCUCACCCGCAUCACGCAUGUGCUGCAGGACCUGCUGCUGCUGCUGGACAACCCCAGCACCGAGCGGGUGCUGCGCCCCGAGCUGGCCCGCGAGCUGAGCGAGAGGCCCGAGGCCUUCCUGCACCAGGCAGAGGAGCACACCCGUCGCUACGCCGAGCCGCGUCCCGACACCCCCGGGCCCUGAGCCCCCACCUCGGUGCCCCCCGCCCUGUACAUAAAGCUCCUACCUCACUCCUGUGACCCCUCUGCGUGAUG